GGUACAACUGGUUUUAUGGGACAUCCAGGAUAUCCAGGAAAUGAUGGAGACCCGGGUCCCAGGGGAAUCCUUGGAAUUAAAGGAAAGCAAGGUGAUAUAGGAGAAUGUGGUACUAGAGGACAAAAAGGUCAACGAGGAUUGCACGGAAAAAGGGGAGAGGAUGGGGUUGAUGGAUUUGAUGGAAUUCAUGGGGAUGAGGGAUCACUUGGAUUUCCAGGACUAAAAGGCAAAAAGGGAGACCCAGGAGAAAUGGGAGCUGAGGGAAACCAGGGACCUUUAGGUCCAAAGGGAGAGGAAGGAAAUCCUGGUUCAGAUGGUUUGCAAGGAGAUCAAGGAGUUCAAGGUUUCCUGGGAACAACUGGAAUUCUUGGUGUGAAAGGAGAAAAAGGACAACCAGGAAACCUUGGCCGCCUAGGAGGCAUUGGAGAUGAAGGCCCUAAAGGGAAUCAAGGGAAGCUGGGAUCCAGAGGGAAUAAGGGAGAAUCUGGGGAACCUGGAGAGAAAGGGGAAAAAGGCUCCUCUGGCCAGCGAGGAAUGAAG
This is a messenger RNA of Thamnophis sirtalis, 540 nucleotides long. Lineage: Eukaryota; Metazoa; Chordata; Lepidosauria; Squamata; Natricidae. The record is from RefSeq and is a predicted model, not a curated record.